Molecule: messenger RNA, 2805 nt
Organism: Penicillium longicatenatum
Lineage: Eukaryota; Fungi; Ascomycota; Eurotiomycetes; Eurotiales; Aspergillaceae
Exons: 1
Coding region: 1-2805 (934 amino acids)
Biological process (GO): cell population proliferation; mitotic spindle organization
Cellular component (GO): cytoplasm
Source: RefSeq, a predicted model, not a curated record
AUGGCAAAUCCUCUUUCUCCCCUCUCGUCGUCCUUUCAGAAUGCGCGAUCUCGGUCUCCCAAGAUCGGCUCGUCGCCGUUCCUCACCAAAACAAUUGAUGAACAAGCCGAGUCAGAAUUUCGCGUCCCGUCAAGUCCACUGAAGAAAGCCUGGACAGAAUAUGAAUCACCAGGCCCUAAUGCCUGCGAGUCAAAUGAGAACUACCUCCCUAACGACAACGACGAGAUUGAUGCACCCAACGAUAAUGACGAUUUUCAAGAUGCCGAUAGCUCGCCAUUCCGUGAGAAUGCGCGGGAAGACACCGUCGAUUUCCAAAAAUUGCAAGAAUAUCAACAGCGCACACCCUCCCAACCGCGACACCACUUUGUGGUGGGACCUGUAGAUGACCCCAUGAGUUCUCCCUUCCGACCCGAGGGUAAAGACGAAACGGUGGAUCUUCAUAGGCUGCGCGAGGUACAACCGAUGUCGCCUGGCUUGAGUAGGCGUCUGGCCAUAGAAAACCCAGAAAGCUCUCCUUUCCGACCAGAAGGAAAGGAUGAAACGGUGGAUUUCGAUCGGUUGCGUGAGCUGCGAGCUGAAUCGCCCGUUUUUGAUCAGCAGCCUCCGGAGCGCGAAAGCUCGCCACUUGAAUUCGAUCCCAGAGAAAAUUCCAUUGAGUCUCAUGAUAUGCGAGAAUGGAAAGCCAAACGAGAGUCUACGGGCAAAUCUCAGCCCACUCAUCCUGAGGCUCAUAGUUCACCUUUCCGGCCCGAUGCCAGAGAGGACAGUCUCGAUAUGCGAAAAUUGCGCCCGACACCCCGUCUAUCACCGGGAAUGGAGAGCAAUCACUCCCUUGCUGCCACGCCUCGGAAACGCUCGUUCGACCAAACUCCACAGGAUCAUGGGGAGGACGCGCAGACUAAUGAACGGGCGAAAAAGGGCAUGCUCAGCCGAGCUGAAGGCCCCGAGAUUCACAUCGAUCUUGACGAAGAAUCCAGCGUCAUCCACGACCAAAGUUUGCUUUCAACUGCGAGUGCUACUCAAGACCGAUCGACAAUCGCAAACAGUAUGAUUGAAGACAAGCACAAUGAGGGCAUGAGUACAGUUCUUCACGACAAUGAUGAUAUGAUGGACAAAGAAAAUGAUGACCAUGAUGCCGGAGAUGCCAUUUUGAGUGGAGAUGAUCACGAUCCAAUGGAUGAUACUGGUCUGAGCAACUUCUCUGUCCUGCCAGACAUGACCUCUUUUGCGAAACUGCGUGCCGACUCGCCUUUGAAGUCAAUGCGUGGCAGUGUCGGCCCCAAUAAAGGUCCUACCGCCGACAUGUACCGUCAUAGUAUGGAACCAGCGACUCCAGGUACUGCGCGCAGAUCGCAUCGAGCUAGUACGCUGCUCGAUGUCGAUUCACAGGUUGGAUCACCUACUCCCAGACGACGAGUUUCUCGAGACGUGGGUAACCCGGAAAGAACUCCUAACUUGCUGGAUUUCUCUGAUCAGAUGAACUUCUACCCCCGUCAGUCCAUGCAACAGAAUUCCCAGUACUCUCCACGGCGGUCUCCAAUGAGAAAUAUGCGGCAAUCCAUGCGAUCGCCAUCUAAAUUGUCUCUCUUGGAUUUCGAUAUUCCACCUGCGCCAACCCCCCGUUCCAUUCCCACUGUCACACCUCGUGAAUUGGAGUCGCUCAAAUCUGGUUUUAUGUCAGAGAUAUCUUCGCUGAAGGCUACUCUCAGUGGCAAAGAGGCGGAAGUCGCCUGCUUAAAGACAGCAGUUGGAGACGCAGAGAGACGAGUUGGAGAAGCCUUGGAAGAAAUUCGCAACGAGGUUGCCCGGAGAGAGACAUUGGAAAUUGAGCAGGCUGAAUGGGACCGCCGAGGCAAGGAUAUGGAAAGAGUCCUGCAGUCCGUCCGCAGUGAGUUGGAAGAGGGCGAGCGUGAGCGAGAUCGGCUUUCUAGGAAAGCUGAAGAUGCAGAGAAGAGCAAGGAGCAACUCGAAAGCAGGAUUGUAGAGCUCGAGACACAGUUGUCCACAGCACGUUCUUCCACUUCGGAACCUGCAGCCCAAGGGUCGCGACGGCCCUCGCAAUCGGCAGAAGACACCGCACGGGAAGUGCAGGAUGCCGUUGAAAAGGUUGCCCGUGAGCUUCACACUCUAUACAAGGGCAAACAUGAGACCAAGGUUGCGGCGUUGAAGAAGAGCUAUGAAUCUCGGUGGGAAAAGCGCCUUCGUGAGUCAGACAACAAGCUCACUGCCGCCCGCGAGGAAAAUGAACGGCUCAAGGCUGAGCGUGAUGCUGCCGACUCCGACUCCAUGGCGGCUGCCAAUGCCAGCAUGGUCGCCCGUGAAAAUGACGAACAUGAAGCUCAAAAGCGCGUCUUUGAGGCACAGAUCCAGGGUCUACAACAUGAAAUGGCGGCAUUGAGGGAAGACAGUGAGAGACUGCGCUCUGAGCUCAAGAUUGAGCGUGCUGAAAAGGGAGAGCUUGUCGCCGCUGUUGAUGAGUGGUUGAACAUCCAAGCCACCCAGCCUGCUCCAGCUCAGCAACAGGAACGGGAACGGGAGCCUUCUGUCUCUUCUGCUGGUGUUCCUGAGGAGGACUACCGGUCAGCUAGUGAACCUCCUACCGAAAACCUUCGUGGAAGUGUGAGCCGUUCUGGGUCCAGUGGCAUUCGCCCUCCUUCUACGACUGAAAAGAAAGGUCCACGUUUCGGAGCCCCGGGUGGUCAUUCUCGUGGCAAUAGCGGAGGCAAAUCCGGCAUUGCUGUGUUCACUCCCGGCCGAGGUGGAAUCAUGAGCUCCAUUGAGCGGAUGGGACGUGGAGGUGUUUAG